This is a messenger RNA of Didymodactylos carnosus, 2580 nucleotides long. NCBI's taxonomy places the organism in Eukaryota, Metazoa, Rotifera, Eurotatoria, Philodinida, Philodinidae. The record is from the annotation of a GenBank genome assembly.
AUGUCUUGUAAUAACUCUCGAUCUAUACAAUCACCUAAUCGGAAUCAGCCAUUUCGAGCAUCAUCUCAAAGUUACUAUAAUUCGCAAACAAAACACCAGUAUGAUCAUCAUCACCGUUCACGGCAAUCAGCAAACUCUCAAAACAGAGGUACUGCCGGUCCACCACUGUCCACCCAUACCACCAUAGAUGAAAGCGAAGCACUAUAUCGCACAUAUCCAUAUCUAUUUAAUAAAGAUUUUCGGUUUUCAUCCGUUCAAGCCCAUCAAAUACCUGAAUUAUAUACAACUAAAAUAUGGUCAAUGGAUAGACUCAUACAGUUGAAGGAAAAAUUGAAUAGAAAUCGUAGUGCACUAGAUGAUAAACCUAUAGAAGAAUGGAAACGUCAUACGAAAAGAACAAAUUUAACCAAUGAUAUUGUUUAUAAAUUAAGAAAAGAUUCUAAUAUUGAAAUGUGUACAAAAGCGUGGACAAAAAUAACUGAACUCUAUAAUAAAUAUGAUGAACUUAUACCAAAUUUGAAAGAUGAGUAUGAUAAUUGUAUAAGAUUUUAUACACUACAUUUAUGUGAGGGACCCGGUGCAAUGAUUUGUGCAACAAAUCAUUUUCUUCGUCAGAAAUAUGAGACAAAUCUUAACUGGCAUUGGAUGGCUACUACAUUAAAUCCGUAUAAUGAAGCGAAUGAUACUCAAGCGAUGCUAAUCGAUGAUCGAUUUAUUGUGGAGACAAUGAAGCAAUGGUAUUUCGGUGUAGAUAAUACGGGUAAUAUUAUUAAUCGAACAAAUAUUCGUGGUAUAUGGAAAGAAUGUGUUGACGAAAAUAAAGUACAACUAGUAACAGCUGAUGGCUCAAAGGAUUCAAGUGAUAAUCCGAAUGAACAAGAGGCAGGUGUAGCUGAAAUAUUAUUUGCUGAAGUUAUCACAGCUUUUGGAUCAUUGCGACAAGGCGGCUGCUAUGUUAUGGAAAUGUUUAAUCUAUUUGAAUGUCAUACUGUUUGUUUAAUUUAUUUAUUAACAUUAUUCUUUGAUCACGUUUCAAUAUCAAAACCAGCUUCUUCGCCUGCGUCCAAUGCUGAAACGUAUGCUGUUUGUAGAAACUUUCGGGGUAUCUCAAUGGAUGUUUUGAACAACUUGCUUAAAUUUGUUGGUCAAUCUUCCUCAGGAGAUAUGGCCAUGUUCCCAGAACAAUUUGUUCCUGCUAACUUUCGAGAAGAAAUGAUAAAAUGUUCAGAAUUCUUUACUGAGAGACAAAUUGAAUCUAUUCAACGAAAUCUUGAUCUCGAAGAUAAAUGGACAAAAUCUAUGAAUGAUUCAUGUAGAAAACUUAUAAACAAAGUAACAGAUGAAUUUAUUCAAAAGUAUAAUAUUAAAUUAAUGGAUAGCCAAUAUCGUAUUGUUAAAAGUACAGAUCUUGACGGAACACAGAAAGAACGUCAAGCAGUUGCUGAAAAUCGGAGAUCAUUCCUUCAAGGUGUAACUACAAGUCAUUUUUCAACUAUUGAAACUACAAAUGAAAUACCUGUUAUUCCUGGUGAACCGUUUUUUGAUGAGACUGACGUUUCACCUUCAUCGAUAAAUAUCAAUUCACAAUGUAUUAUUGUUGCACCUAAAUUAAAGACGGUUAUUUCUUCACUUUUCGUCCUCGCUCAAACAGUUGAACGGCUAUACAAAUUACGUGAAAGUAUAUUAGAUAUGGAACAAUUUUGUUCUCGAUCAAAACAAAUAUUUUUCAGUGAAUGGUUAAAGGAAAUAGGCUCGAAGAAAUACAGUUUUCCCGAAGUAGCCAUUCAAUUAGCCUCUCUUGAUAAAAUGCUGAAAGUUGUAAGUGACUUUCAACCAUCAUUUCCUCAAGAACCACUACGGUUCAUUGUAUUAUCUGAAAGUUACGGCUCUGGUUGUGCUGAAUAUAUUAAUUGGCAACAAAAUGCUUUUAUUUAUGGCGUCAUAUUUAUAGCAGAAAAGUCACAAAAAUAUCAGACUCGUCAGCGUGAUUGUUAUCUAGUACAUCAUCCAAAUGAUGUAUCAAUACCAUAUGAAGCUGUAAUUAAUACAAGAAAUGUUGAAGCUAAGUAUAAGGAAAAGUUUUUACGAUCAUGUCGUUAUGCUCUCAAAUAUCUUGGUAUUAGAGGAACUUAUGUAUGUAAAAUAUCCGAAACGUUAACACGUUUCACCGCUGGUUUACUCUAUUUACUUUAUGUGAGUUUUGACAAAAUAACAAUUGCUAAGCCAUUUACUCUGAGUCCAGCAUCACCCGAUCGCUUUCUUGUUUGUCAAGGAUAUCUUGGCUCCCAAGUUUCUUCAGGAAUUAUUGAACAUAUUGAACAUGUUAUACGGAUUUUGGAGGUCGAAAAUAUUAAAGGUAACGAUAUUAUGGAAAUAGUACCACUGUCGUGCAUAUUUUGUCGAACAUUUUUUAAAUAUAUUGCCGAUACAACUCAAAGAUUUAUUGACAGAGAAAUACAAGCAAUACAAAAAAUUCAAUAUAUGAAUUCAAAUCCAUCUUCAAUACCGAAUACAGGAAUUAAUUUACGUUUACAAAAAGCAACGGAACGUCUUUCAAUAAACAAGAGAAUUAUUAAAUAA